Molecule: messenger RNA, 3364 nt
Organism: Clupea harengus (Atlantic herring)
Lineage: Eukaryota; Metazoa; Chordata; Actinopteri; Clupeiformes; Clupeidae
Gene: rfng
Product: RFNG O-fucosylpeptide 3-beta-N-acetylglucosaminyltransferase
Cellular component (GO): membrane
Molecular function (GO): glycosyltransferase activity
Source: RefSeq, a predicted model, not a curated record
ACAUCACAGCUUCUUUAGUGGUGGACUUUAUUGCGCAUUAUUGCUCCUUAUUCAAGAAUGUUCUCUAGCACUGCAGUAUUUCUGUGAGUGAUGCUGUUUAGAAGAACAGAUGUUGUUCAUGAAAGUGCGUUAAUGAGCUUUUUUUUUAUUUUAUUGCAAAAUGCUAAGGUAUUUUAGAAAUACAACUGUUAGAAAUCAUUAACUCCUUUGGGCAUUGCAAACCUGAACUGCAAAUACGACCUGUGUCAGUAAUAAAUGCAGUUGUGUAGUGCCAGGCAGAGGGCGCUCAGUCUCAAAGCAUGCUCCUUUGUGAGAAUAAAGGCACUGUGAUACGGAGUCUGUGUCCAAAAUGCAUAGAAUCGAGCGAACACAGAACAUUUAGAAUCUAGCGUCACGAAGGUAGUCAGUGGCGUCUGGCUCACUUGAAACCAAAUGCAGUCACAAUUGAGCUGUUUUGUCUCAGUGUCUCAGUGAAACGGCAUCGGAAGAAAGCUUAGCUGCUUGCUCCGGUUUCGAUAAGUUUUGGAGCCGCAACGCUCUGUACCAGAGUCGAGACCAGGACGGAGAACAAAAAGAUUCAACUGUGAUGCAACGUUUUGUAAACAUGAAUUUGCCUAGCUCAAUUCUGUAGCGUUUUCGGGACAGAAAGGCUAGGAACUUUUCCUCAGAUUCCGGAUAAUGACUUUCAUGACGGCGACGCGAGUUUAUUAAUUUGUCUGCGGAGGUGAAGUUGAGGAGUCGGUUGUUAGAAAAAAAAAACAUGUGCCACUCUCCAAGUCACGGACACUCUGUGAUGUGCUGAGGAUGGCCGGUCGAAGCGCGAGCGUCUGUGGCCCUGGAGGCUAAACACCACCCCUCCCUCCCUCCCCACCCCCAGAGGAAAGAAGGAUGCACCUGUCCCCUGUCGGCAUCAGCAAACUCUGCUUCCUCCUCUCGCUGGCCCUCUGCGCCUUCCUCAUGCUCCUGAUCCCCACCCUCCAGGCCCCCGCACGCCAGGGUGACCUGCCCCCGCCCCUGCCCCGACCCCAGCUCCGUCCCAAGCCCGCCGGUGCCCGGCGGGGUCUCGGAGCAGAGGUCCUGCCGCCCGGUGGUGCCCACCCGAACAAGACCACGCUGAGUCAGAGGGUCACGCUCGCCACUAGCCCACAGACUCCUAACGAGAGGACCGCAGCCGAGCUGAGAUCCCUCCAGGGGGCAGAGGACGCCGCUGCUCAAAGGAGGUACUUGGGGUCUCGUUCCAGAGAUCCGCUGGAGCCGAAGGACAUUUUCCUCGCCAUCAAAACGACCAAGAAGUACCACAAGUCUCGUCUCGAGUUGCUUUUUCAGACCUGGAUAUCCAGGGCAAAGGAGCAGACCUUCAUAUUCACCGAUGGUGAGGAUAAGGAGCUGAGGAAGAAACCAGGGCUGAAUGUGAUCAACACUAACUGCUCAGCGGCCCACACCCGUCAGGCCCUGUGCUGCAAGAUGUCUGUGGAGUACGACAAGUUCAUCGAGUCGCAGAAAAAGUGGUUCUGUCACGUGGACGACGACAACUACGUGGUCCUCCCCAGCCUGCUGCGGCUACUCGCCUCCUACUCCCACACACAGGAUGUGUACCUGGGCCGCCCGAGCCUGGACCACCCCAUCGAGGCGGCCGAGAGGGUCAAGAGCGAUGGAUCAGUCUCGGUGAAGUUCUGGUUCGCCACGGGUGGAGCCGGGUUCUGCAUCAGUAGGGGACUGGCACUCAAGAUGAGCCCCUGGGCAAGCCUCGGCAACUUCAUCACCACGGCAGAGAAGAUCCGUCUCCCUGACGACUGCACCAUCGGUUACAUCAUCGAGGCGUUGUUGGAGGUCUCCAUGACGCACACACACCUUUUUCACUCACACCUGGAGAACCUGCAGCGGUUGCCCACCAACAGUGUGUUAGAUCAGGUUACCCUGAGCUAUGGAGGAUUUGAGAACAGAAGGAAUGUGGUCAGUGUUGGAGGUGUUUUCUCAUUGGCUGAAGACCCGUCACGGUUCAAAACCAUCCACUGCCUUCUGUACCCAGAGACGGAAUGGUGCCCCAUAAGGAGUCACCCCUGACCCCCUUGUGCCACCCUUGUUGCUCACGUCAGAUCACCCCCAAGCUGUCCUUGGAGUCGAGACGUCCUCUAUGUCUUCUUGAACUGUCUCUGGUCCCCUCUGUCUCUCGGACCUUCUCGAGCAAUGCUGAGGUUAUCAGAUGUCAAUGAUUUACCACUUUGGACUUGCUUUAUUAAAAGCUGUGUUUUCAGCUUUCACAUGAAUCUCUAUUGAGGUACAAAAGCCAGGCUCAUAUCUGGCUGCUUAUUGAAACAGGGUAAGGCUUUAAUUUAUUAUUGUUAGUCCCAGACCAUUCGAAAGACUGGAUGGACAUGAGAGGUAUUCGUGAAUAUUGAAAUGCAAUCAGUGUUACUGACGACAGGCCGGUUCGGGCUCGUUACUUCGUUCUCCCAGGCUUUGUUUUUUUUUUAAUGGAUGGCGGUAACCAGACCCCCUCUCCUCUCAUCUGCCUGUUUAACUUGCAUGUCUAUGAAUCCAGAACAGCGCAAGUCAGCCAAUAUUAUGACCACUGCUAAUGCAAUCGAGGUGUAAAAAUUGAGUCUAGUGAGUUUUUUGACAGUGGAGCCAUUGUGCUUGGCGGCCAUUUUGGAAGAACUUUGGGGCACUUUUUGCAUGAGCGAUCCACAGCACUCAUUUAAUCACCCAAUCAUGCCAGGUUAUUCACUUGGAGGGAAUGUGCAUAGUUCAGUUCAAGUCAUUACGCAAUUUGUCACAACAUCAGAUUUACUAUUAAGGCUUGCUGACAAAGGCUGUAAAAUCUGUCAUUUUAAAGAUUAUUUUUGCCCUGUUUUGAGAAUCAUGAGAUUUCAUCUCUAAUCUCCACCAUGACGAAACAAAGUUGUUCAUUCCAAGUUCUUGCCUGAAAGGACUGACUGGGUUAGAGAGUAUGAAGGUACUUUUCAAAAGGUCAAAGCUUUUCAAAAAGAAAUCCUGAUAUUCCUGCCAAGUCUGGUGUGUGUUGGUUCUCGUGUCUUUUGUGUUGUGUAAUUUUCAUGCUGUUGACUUGAUUGCACAAGCGUGGAUCACUGCUGGUCAGUGGUAAGUGUAGUUAUAAACAUGCCAAAACCUACACUUGAUAUAUGUUUUUUUGUGUGUCAUAAGCAACACUUACUUAAAUACGCGCUCUCUAUCACAUAGGUGAUGCUAGCACAUACAAAUUAUAACACACUACACGUGAGAGUUGCAAAAAACACUACCAAAGAAUGUUGCAGUUGAUUCCUAUGUGUUCUGUUCUUACGUAUGUAUGUGUGUCUCUUGUCUAUGAAAAUAAAGCAUGUUGCCACAAAGUGCAUCCUAUGAA